Neocloeon triangulifer is the source of this 1937-nucleotide messenger RNA. RefSeq lists its product as uncharacterized. The record is from RefSeq and is a predicted model, not a curated record. The transcript is spliced from 7 exons. The coding region runs from base 301 to 1809 and encodes 502 amino acids. NCBI's taxonomy places the organism in Eukaryota, Metazoa, Arthropoda, Insecta, Ephemeroptera, Baetidae.
AUAUAUGCGUGGUGUGGCACCGUGGCGCGCGCCUCGGAGCAUUAUUUCGUGAACAAAAUACGAAACGUGCUUGUAGUGGAUAUAAAGGUGCUGCAGCACACACACUUUCUAAUCUGCCCCUCCACCUGGAUUUGUUACGUCACAGUGAGCGAGGUAGAAGCGACUCUCGACAGUGAGCCGAGUGCGUGUCUCGAGAAAAGGUUCAUUAGACCCUGGCUCUGGUGCUCACGCCGAGUGGCUUGUUGUGAGAAGAGGCGGCGAUGCCGUGACUAGUUAGCAUGUGAGCCGCGGCACGAAAGCAUGGCCGAGCAGCCGCUCCGUGAGGACGUCCCGCUGUCCGUGCUGGACGCGGGACACACCCGCAGACUGUCCGGCGCCAGGAGCAGCAGCCAGACGCGGCCGCUCUCGCAGCUUUCCAACGGAGCCGAAGUCACUGCAUUUGGGGAGAAAUCUGCGUCUGCUGCUGCCGACCCCACCAAGACGCCGCUGCUGAUGCCGGUCGGAUCCUCGACUCCAAUCGUGACCCCCAAACGCGCACAGCCGGCGAGGCCAUUCAACGGCAGGAAUUUAUACAGGGACCCGACCAGGAGACACAGCUCGCCCCGCAGGCAAAUCUCGCAGGUUUCCCGGACCCUCUCCGUCGAGCCGAAGAGCAAAUCUUGUUGUAGUGUAUCUAGAUGUUUUGUCGAACUGUUGUGGUUCCUGAUGGGACUGCGCCACUUUAUCGCCGAGGUGCCAUUGUUAGUCCUCUUAGUCAUCUCUCCGAGCGCCCUGGGCGCCCUUUUCUACAUGGGUCUCGUGUUCACCUGCCUGCCGGGCUUGGUCGCAACAAUCUCCAAUAUACGAAGCGGCAGGAAGUCCAAGAAGAAGACCAAAUGCAGUUUCCUUGUGAUGCAGAGCUUCUUCCUUUUGUUCCGCUUGGAAUCAUUUUUAAGACUGUUUGAGCUGGCUUGUCCAAGUCUGCGCACCAAGGGUAGACCGUGGCCAGCAAAGGUUGCGAUGGCGCAGGUGGUUUCGGGCUCUGCGGUGCAGCUGAUCCUGAACGCGGCUGACCUUGGAUGGUGCGCCAACUCAGGUCUCGUGCCGCCCACGACGCUGCCUCCGAACAUUGUCCAGUUUCGCGGCAUGGAAAGACUGUACCCCAACGAGAUUAACCCCCUCAAGCAUUGCGGCCCUUUGUUGAGUGGAUUCCAAACUGGGGUGCUUUUUGUGUCGGCAAUGCACAUCGGCUGGGCAAUCGCUGUGACCUCGAUGCCACCCCCAUUCCCCACUGAUAAGAGGGCCGCCGCCAUCACAGCCUCGAUUUGGUCCCUUUUACGGUCCACCAGUCUUGUCGCCGGCACUAUCGGAAACUUCCUCAUUGCAGGUUCAAGAUCAACGCUCGUGUUCAUGGCGGUGGGUGCCGGAGCGCCUCCGUGGAUAGUGCCAGUGGUGAUGGGUGCGUGGCUGGCGAUAAGACUGACGGUGCAGCUGGGCAUGCACGCGUGGGGCUCGGCGCCGAUGCCCAACCUGGCCGAGGCCCUCUUGUCCACCGUGGCGGUGCCUGUGGCAGCGACUCCUCGCCAAUUGGGCCGACGGUGCCUCUUAAUGGGCAUUCAGAACGUGGUGGUGCUCACGACGGUGGUGCUCAAGGCGCGCAACAAACCCGACAUGCUGUUCACCACCUACAGACUGGCUGUGCUGCAAGUGGUCGCUUUCUUCACUGGAAUUAUUUUCCUGCUCGUCAGAAUACGAUGGGUCGACCCUUCCAAGCCGUUGGCUGAGGGAAAGUGUUUUCAUCACAGAACUGACUUGCAUGACGACGCAUGAUGAAUUAUAAUAAAAUUCAUUGCAAGCAUUUAAAGAAAUGUAAAAAUAGAAAAUGUUAUGUGUUUUUUGCUCCAGUAUGCGAUGUAAUUGUAAUAAAUAUCAUAAAUUAUUGAAAUUUUGUUAAUAAA